Messenger RNA from Eutrema salsugineum, 1105 nucleotides. RefSeq lists its product as uncharacterized. NCBI's taxonomy places the organism in Eukaryota, Viridiplantae, Streptophyta, Magnoliopsida, Brassicales, Brassicaceae. The transcript has 2 exons. Bases 55 to 909 code for a protein of 284 amino acids. The record is from RefSeq and is a predicted model, not a curated record.
AAGAGAGAGAGAGAGAGAGAGAGAGAGAGAGAGAGAAAACUUCCACAUAGAACCAUGGAAGCUGAAAAAGAAACAGAGCAAGGAGAAAACUUAACAGCAAUGAAACUACCAGUGUUACCAAUUAAACCCAACAGUCAUAGCCACUCUCUGUCAUCACCAGUUCAUCAUAGUUCAAUAGCAGCUUCAGUCCCCUUUAGCUGGGAAGAAGAGCCUGGCAAGCCCAAACAACACUCCUCUUCUUCUGCCUCCUCCUCCUCCUCCUCCUCACCACUAACUUCUUGCUCUUCAUCUUCUCCUGAAACCCACAAGUCCUUGGAGCUACCACCAAGGCUACAAUCGCUUGAAAAGGAUGGAGAACCAGUUACCAAACUUCUUUCUCCCAUCACUGUCUUUGAUGGUCCUUAUAGCAUGACAAGAUCAAGAAGGUUGGAUUCACCUUCCUUUAGGAUGUUGGUAAAGGGUAGUGGUGACUGUUAUGGGUCUUUCCGGAGUGACAUCUAUGGGGAUUUGGAGGAUCUUGAUGAGGAGACUAAGCACCAGAACAUGAGUAGUGGCUCUUUGGCUCUUGUGAAGAAGAGAGGUAGAUUAGGGUUUUUUGGGUUUAGUAAGAGGAGAGCUUUGAAGGGAAAAACAGAGUUUGGUAGAUGUAGUUAUGUGUUCCCAUCUUCCGUGGACAGAGAGAGUGGAUGCGGAAGAAAAGUGGAGGAAGAAGGACAAGACAAAAGCUUUGGUUAUGGUGAUGGUAUUAGUUGCAGCCAAAGCAGCAGGUUUAGUGAAGUGAAGAUUACAAACAUUAGCAGAACAGGGAGCUUCUCUACUCUGCCUGCACCACCUUCUUCUUCAAAGUCUCACUUCUGGACGAGACUAAAGCAAGUGGUUCCAUGGAGGAACAAGAAGACUACAGGUUAAGACUCGGCUCUAUCAAAGAUUUGAGAUAUAAAACACCCAAAGACAUGAAAGCUCUUCUGAUUACUACAAGUCUCUCCAUUAAAAACCAGUGUGAAGCCCACUUUUCCACGCUUAUUGUUGUUGUUGUGUUUGUUAUUGUUUGAACGUUUUUGGAACUUAUGUAAAGAGAAACAGAGAAUCUUACUCAUGUUGACUA